This is a messenger RNA of Penicillium oxalicum, 1836 nucleotides long. RefSeq names its product FAD-binding oxidoreductase. Gene Ontology annotation, molecular function: D-lactate dehydrogenase (cytochrome) activity; D-lactate dehydrogenase (NAD+) activity; FAD binding. The record is from RefSeq and is a predicted model, not a curated record. Gene Ontology annotation, cellular component: mitochondrion. The coding region runs from base 1 to 1836 and encodes 611 amino acids. The transcript is spliced from 4 exons. Gene Ontology annotation, biological process: lactate catabolic process. Lineage: Eukaryota; Fungi; Ascomycota; Eurotiomycetes; Eurotiales; Aspergillaceae.
AUGGUCCGCUUACACAGUUCUGCUCUUCGUGGAGCUCUGCGCUCUAGCGUCUUGCCAUCGGCAGCUCGCCCCUCACACGCACAUUUGCCCUCCACCGCCGCGCAGCAGCAGCAUCUGCGACUGUUCGCCGCUUCGGCGCGAUGCCGCGCCAAUGAGAAGCAGCAAGCUUCUUUCAAGAGCCAGCUCUAUGAAAGCACUCAGCAGCGGCUGAAGCGUGAGCGCGAGGAGCAGGAGCGGUAUGCGCAGUAUCAGACUCAAUCUUCGGGGAGUCGGUAUGCGGCGAUGAUGUUUGCGAUCAUCUUCUUCUCCACCGGAGCUUACUACCUUGGAUCUCUCAAGCCCGCCGCCCUUCCUACCUCCUCCACCACCUCCCUCGCAGACCUCGAACCCCCCCGGCACAAUGUCUCGGAAUCCAACCUGCAGGCCGCCUGGUCUGAUUUUGUCGAAAUUCUCGGCAAAGAGAACGUCUCCACAACACCUGACGAUCUCGAAACUCACGCCGGCUCGGACUGGUCCUCAUAUACCCGGAAGCAAAAUGAGAAGCCUUUCCUCGUUCUCUACCCUUCCACGACCGAGGAGGUUUCGCGCAUCAUGAAGGUCUGCCAUCAACGGGUGAUUCCCGUGACACCGUAUUCAGGCGGAACGAGCCUGGAGGGCCACUUUGCGUCGACGCGCGGUGGGGUGUGUAUCGAUUUUAGCCGCAUGAAUCGGAUUUUGGACCUGCAUAAGCGCGAUCUGGAUGUGGUGGUGCAGCCCGCUGUGAACUGGGAAGAUCUGAAUGAGCAAUUAGCCCAGGAUGGCUUGUUUUUCCCGCCCGAUCCCGGUCCCGGGGCCAUGAUCGGUGGAAUGGUGGGCACCGGGUGCUCGGGGACGAACGCAUAUCGCUACGGAACCAUGCGAGAGUGGGUUCUGUCACUGACGGUCGUGUUGGCCGAUGGGACGGUGAUCAAGACUCGUCAACGUCCGCGCAAGUCGAGUGCAGGAUACGACUUGACCAAGCUCUUUAUUGGCAGCGAAGGAACUCUCGGUCUGGUCACCGAGGCGACCUUGAAAUUGACCGUCAAGCCGGCGAGUCAGAACGUGGCGGUUGCCAGUUUUCCGAGCAUCCAGGAUGCAGCCCAAUGCGUGACCCAUGUGGUCGAGGCGGGAAUCCCCGUCGCCGGGGUUGAAAUUCUCGACGACGUACAGAUGAAAUGCAUCAAUGAGAGUGGAUCGACCACGCGUGCCUGGAAGGAGGCGCCGACGUUGUUCUUCCGUUUCGCGGGGACUCCGACCGCAGUCAAGGAGCAGAUUUCUAUGGUGCAGAAGAUCGCCUCCAAGACGUCGAGCAAAUCCUUUGAGUUUGCCCGUGGGGAGAGCGAAAUGGCCGAGCUCUGGAGUGCUCGCAAGGCGGCGCUGUGGAGUGUGAUGGCGAUGCGUCGACACCCCGAUGAUCACGUCUGGACGACGGAUGUCGCGGUCCCGAUGAGCAAGUUGCCGGAUAUUAUCGAUGCCACCAAGGCUGAUAUGACGCGAAGUGGUCUCUUGGCUGGUAUUUGUGGACAUGUGGGUGAUGGAAACUUCCACGCGAUUAUUCUCUUCAAUGAAAAGGAAAAGGAGAUUGCCGAAGGUGUUGUCCAUCGGAUGGUCAAGCGUGCCGUGGAGCUGGAAGGGACCGUGACGGGCGAGCACGGCGUUGGGCUGGUCAAGCGUGACUAUUUGAACCACGAGUUGGGCGAAACGACCGUGGACACAAUGAGACGGUUGAAAAUGGCUUUUGAUCCACUACGACUGCUCAAUUGCGACAAGGUCAUUCGCACGGAGCAGCCUGCACCAGGUGAGGUCAAGGACUGGUAG